Messenger RNA from Saccharomyces cerevisiae S288C, 1371 nucleotides. It is a transcript of the gene ESC2, whose product is annotated as Esc2p. Bases 1 to 1371 code for a protein of 456 amino acids. The transcript has a single exon. Lineage: Eukaryota; Fungi; Ascomycota; Saccharomycetes; Saccharomycetales; Saccharomycetaceae. Gene Ontology annotation, cellular component: nucleus; cytoplasm. The record is from RefSeq and is marked reviewed.
AUGACCGGUGAUUCCAGAAGCAUCAGCGAACCCUCAAUUAAUCUAGAUCCAGAUAAUACAAGUUUUUCUGAUGAAAACAGCGAUGACUUCUUUAUGGACAAUUCCUAUGAUAUAGAUGAAAUCGAUCAUAGCGAUGAAAGUAAUAGGCAAAGUGUCAUAGUUGACUCUAAAGUCACGGUACCGCCAUCAAAGCAUUCAACUCUAACAUUAUCUGAUAGUGAAGAUAGCGACGCAAAGGAACAACAUCAGUCCCUGAGCAGAUCAUCUAGUAAAAAUGUAAAUAUAGAAGAUAUUACGGAGCCCAAGCCAGACAAACCAUCGGGUCGAACUAGAGGAAGAUCUGUGAUGAAAGAGUCUGUAGUUGAAAUAAACUCAUCUGAAUCUGACUUAGACGAAGACAAAAAUUUUCCCAGAUCUAGGUCAAGGUCCAGGUCAAGCAUAAGAUCAAUAUCUCCAGCGGGAAAAUACAAGCGACAGAAAAGUUCAUUACUGUAUACCUAUGAUGAAAACGAUGACUUUUUCAAGGAACUUGCUAAAGAAGCCAAAAAAAGCACCACUAUUUCUAAAGAAUCGACACCCGACCAGCGGAAGCGAGUUUAUAACAUCAAAUUUCUCUCUAAGCUAGAAGGAACUAUAAAUAAAGCGGUCCAAGUGAAGGUCCUCGGAAAAUACGAAUUUUCAAAAAUACUUCCUGCUGCUUUGGACGGAUUGAUGAAGUCCUAUAAAAUUCCGAAGGUAAUGAAAGAUAUAUACAAGGUAGAGAAUGUUACUCUUUAUUGGAACAAUGCAAAAUUACUCACUUUUAUGACUUGUAAUUCGCUACAUAUCCCACAGGAUUUUGAAAAUGAAGUCUCUGAUAUCGAUGUUACUAUCGUAUCCAAAGAAUACGAAAAGAACUUUGAAGCGACACUGGAAUCAAAGUUAAAGGAAGAAGAAGCUGCUUUACUCAUAAAAGAACGUCAGGAGAUGGAAAGGAAGUUAGAGAAAAAGAGAAAUGAACAAGAAGAGUCCGAAUAUCGCGAGUUUGAAUCCGAAUUAAAAAACGUAGAAGAAACACAAGAAAUAAAAGAAAAUGAUACAGUUAUGAAUACAAAACUUCUGCAAGAGGGUGGCUCUUUGUCAGGAAAUAGUAGUAGCAUGGAAGAAGUUAUGAGAAUCGCUCUCAUGGGUCAAGAUAACAAAAAAAUCUAUGUCCAUGUUAGGCGUUCAACACCAUUUUCUAAAAUUGCCGAAUAUUACAGAAUCCAGAAACAGUUACCACAAAAGACGAGGGUUAAAUUACUUUUUGAUCAUGAUGAAUUGGACAUGAAUGAGUGUAUAGCCGAUCAGGAUAUGGAAGAUGAAGACAUGGUUGAUGUCAUUAUUGAUUGA